This is a messenger RNA of Acaromyces ingoldii, 903 nucleotides long. RefSeq lists its product as hypothetical. The record is from RefSeq and is a predicted model, not a curated record. The coding region runs from base 199 to 864 and encodes 221 amino acids. The transcript has 2 exons. Lineage: Eukaryota; Fungi; Basidiomycota; Exobasidiomycetes; Exobasidiales; Cryptobasidiaceae.
CCAUGAAGCGACUGAAGGGAGGCUCAACCGGAGCACCAGAUGAACUCAGCAGAAAAAGAGCCCUGUCAAAAAAGCGGGCUGCUUUGCCCAAUUUAAGCUCACCCUGCUGCCAUUCCCCACCUGCCUCUCCACAAAACACAUCCCUCAGCAUCCACGUCUCUCAGACUCUCGCUCAAGGGCCAUCUGGCCUCGUCCUCGAUGCAUCUCGCCGUCCUGCUCCUGGCAGUGGUCGCGGGCAUCCUUGCCACGCAGGCCGCUGCACAGCAGCAGCCACUUCAGGUCGGCUAUCCGUCGCAGCCACUCGUCACCUGUGGCCUCACCCAGCUCCUCUGGUCUUCGAGCGUGGGCAAGACCAACGUGUCCAUCAUUGCCGCUGAUGACCACAGCCGCGUCUUCCACACUUUCCAGACUCAGCCUGACAAGACCUUCUCGAUAACCUGGGACCUCAUCACCGUGCCCGCGGGCCAAGAGGUCGAAGUGCAGGUCACCGACGAGCGCAGCACAGCCACAUCGCCGGUGCUCCGCGUCGGACAGUCGGACACGACAUCGUGCUUGUCCUCCGCCUCCUCUUCCUCUUCCCCCGAGAGCAGCAGCAGCAGCAGCGCCUCGUCAUCGGCUCCCACUUCGAGUAACAAGGGCAGCAGCAGCAGCAGCAGCAGCAGCGAUGGUCAAAGCCCCUCAACAACGAUGACGCAGGGCGCCUCAAGCGGCACCACAUCGGCCUCUGUGCCAGCGAGCGCGAUCUCUGGCUCAGGCGGCGCCACGGGCACGUCUGGCGUGGCACGACCCAUCGCCGCGAAUCUCAGCCUUCUCGCAGGAGCUCCGUUGCUACUCGGCGGACUCCUCCUCAUUAGCCUUCUAUGACAAUGACUUCUUGUCUAAUGCAAUACCAGCUCUCGGAUC